AGAGCGCGAGUUCCCCGGUCUCUUUCGUGGUCUCGGUUGCACAAAGAGAGCCUACAAGAUGGUUCUUCGCGACAACUCCACACCGGUGAUCCAGCCAGCACGCCGGGUGGCGCACGCGCUACGUGCGCCUCUGAAGGCAGAGCUCGACCGAAUGGAGACAGCAGGUGUCAUCGCGAAGGCACCAGAACCGUCCGACUGGUUUGUCCCUGGAAAGAAGCUGGUGAUCGCGGACACACUCUCCCGAAUCUCCGGUGGUUCCCAAGCAGAAGACGACACGACCGACGUCGAAAUACAUGCAAAUGCAGUGUUUUCAACACUGGUAGGCAGCCGGACCCUGGGCAGCCUGCAGGCAGCCACAGCAGGCGAUCCCGUCCUGCAGGAGGCAAUUGCCAGUUUAGAAGCUGGAACUCCAGUUCGGGUGUCAAGCCCUGGGUAUCCCCGCUCCAAUGGCCUCGCGGAGAAAGGCGUCCAGGUGGUGAAGCGGCUACUCCGAAAAGCACAAUCAACAAAAGAGGACUUCUGGCUCGGCUUGCUUAGCUACCGUACGGCUCCGCUGGAAGGCGGUCGCUCUCCAUCGGAGCUUUUGAUGGGUCGUGGUAUUCGAAGCCUGCUUCCAGACUUCUCUUCGGAUCCAGCACCGCCUGUUCAAAAGCACACCCAGAACCUCAAAAAAGGACGACAUCUAGAGCCGCUGCAGCCAGGAGACACCGUCCGUAUCCUAAACGAUGGAAAAUGGGCUACGAAAGCAACUGUCGAGUCCUACGUCGCUCCUAGAUCGUACAGCGUCGUCACAGAAGAUGGCAGGACGUUCCGUCGCAACAGGCAACAUCUCCCGAAAGUUGACGAAGAAUAUGAUUCAAGGACAACAGAAGAAAACGACGACUCGGAAUCGGAAGACGAUGGGGGACCGCAGUCGCCUGGACCAGACGGUACAGAUGAAGAGACAGAGGACCAGGAAGCACCGCAAGCUCAGACGCAGCAGGGGCCCUCAUCACGCCGAUCGGGCAGAAGCAGACAGCCUCCACGGAGACUAAGUUAUGAUGAGUCGUUCCAGCAAAUGCCGUAG
Ixodes scapularis (black-legged tick) is the source of this 1066-nucleotide messenger RNA. RefSeq lists its product as uncharacterized. The coding region runs from base 59 to 1066 and encodes 335 amino acids. NCBI's taxonomy places the organism in Eukaryota, Metazoa, Arthropoda, Arachnida, Ixodida, Ixodidae. The record is from RefSeq and is a predicted model, not a curated record. Gene Ontology annotation, molecular function: nucleic acid binding. The transcript is spliced from 3 exons.